This is a messenger RNA of Aspergillus alliaceus, 2724 nucleotides long. RefSeq lists its product as uncharacterized. Bases 1 to 2724 code for a protein of 907 amino acids. NCBI's taxonomy places the organism in Eukaryota, Fungi, Ascomycota, Eurotiomycetes, Eurotiales, Aspergillaceae. The transcript is spliced from 2 exons. The record is from RefSeq and is a predicted model, not a curated record.
AUGGACGCUCCCCAGGAACCUUCUCUCCUAGAGUAUGCUCGAUUUUAUGGUAUUGCCCGUGACUUCACGGCAGUCGAUCCCCUCACGUACGUUGACGAGACUUACCAUACUGCAUCUCAAACAUCCCCACUACCCCAAAAUACCCUUUCCGAAUUUCAAAGUUACAUUUACGAGACACAGAAAAACGUUGAAAGUGACCUCCGCAAAGAGAAGCUCAACGUCAGUAAAGAAAGCGCCCGUUUGCUAUCAUCGGUCAUUCAACAAGCGAAAGCAGAGACAAUAGACAUAAACUGGGACAAUAUUCUACCUGAAUUCAACCGAGCCGAUAAGCUCAAGGUAGAGCUUCCGACUAUCAACACUGAGAGCAUCAUGGAGACAGGACAAUAUAGGAGUCCACUGCGUUACGACUUGAGUAAGGUCGGAAUACGUCCCCUCAACGAAUCGUGUCAGAAACUCAAGGAUGAGGAUAUCACUGCCGCUCUAUUGGCAAAGGCCGAUGAGGUUCUGAAGGACACUAUGCCCGAGAAGCUAACUUGUAGUCGAGAGUCGAUGCUGUUGAUACAGAAGGCCAGAGAUUGUAGCGAUUUUCCUUUCUCAGAUCUUGAAGGUUUAUUGGAGGAGAUGAUACCAGAUCAGGCAAGUAUAUGGAAACUCGUUGUUGUAACUAUACUUAUUGUAUGGUUACAGGAACAUCAAAUUGCUUCGAAAUCCUCUCCAUUUCUUCUACCGAAUUUCGAUGAGACUUACCACAGGAGCCCUUCGCCAGUCCCCAUGUCGUUGACGCUACCGAAUCUUGUUUGUUCCGGUUCUUUUGAGCCUGGGGUGCAGUGCAACAGCGUUUUGGCGCAUAAUUCAGCUUCACAUACUUCAGGAUGUGCGAUAGUGCAACAUCCUCCAACUGCCGAGGAAAAUCAAAUGGAUAUUGACGUAUUAAUUGACGAAAGAACAGCUGAAGUGGGUACGACUCGACUAGAAAACAACUUCGGGUUUUUACCUGACAAGGAUAGUCACUGCGAAGAAAUUCAUACACUAAACGUGUCUCAACAGACCGAAGAUACUAUCUAUCCCAUAGAUUCGGACUCCUCGGUUAUCUGUCUCGGGUCAGAGGGCGAAUGUGUGCAAACCGCAUGCGAAGUAACAGAAGAGCGAGAAAGUCGAACAUCUAGUGUUAUAAAUACUGGGGAAUUUCAAAUUUCAAGAAGUCCGACUAGUCAUUUCUCGCUCUUUAGUUCUCUCUCAGCCCUGCGCUUGCCCUAUCUGGAUUUUGUGGAGUGUCGAAAUUAUGAAUCCGACUCCACUACAAGAAUGUGUUCUUCGAACCAGUCGAAUCCGAAGGGGAAUGUCGCUCAUUCCCAGACAGUUCAAGAAAGAAGAACGGCAGAGGAGGUUGUCGAAACAGCACCCAGCAAAGCUUUGGAGUCUACCGUCGAGGCUAUCAGUGCCAUGAGAUAUACGGAACAAGACCAAUUCCCUGAACAGGAUACCAUGCCUCCUCAGCUCGAGAGCGAAAUUAUUUUGAUCAAGUCUCCAAAUGUCACUGUGAUCAGUACCGCCAGUUCCUCAGAAACAAUGUUCAACUCAUUAGUCCGCGAUCUCCCAACAGACAUAUCUUCGGAGAGACAAAAACGGAAAUAUGAGGAGAGACCGGAUGUCUCGCGCAAAGACCGCAAACUAGACAACCAAACUGCCAUACCUCUGGCUAAUAACAAGGGAGAGCAUGCAAUGUCCUCGGGAUCAUCUAUUUUAGGCUCCUUGUCCACCUUCAUGGAGACUAGAGGCCGAGUAGAAAGGCGACAAGUAAAAACAAUCAGUCCAUAUUCUAACGAGGUGCAAACUGCGAAUGUUGCAGGGCAUCAAGACCUGGCUAUGGAUACCGAAAAUCCCACUGAAUAUGAAGAACCAACAGUCAUUAUAGAAGAGCUACAGACUUCAGCAUUAGAACUUUGCACCAACCACAACCUCCCAAAAGAGGCAGAUAUCAUCGUCUCGCCAACAACAGGAAUCAUUUUGACAACCUUACAAGCGACUACACAACUAUAUCUACCAGGUCAUAAGCCCAACCCGCAGACGAACCGUGUCAAGUGCAUCAAUUCGCCGCUCCGAGAACGCAUCUACCUCCUAGCUCCCCGCUACAAACGCCUCUACGUAUUCGUUACUCACGGCACAAGUCCCCCGAAAGGUGCGCAGAGCAAUAUCUUGCCAUGGCCAGCAGAUAGACGACUGCUGGCUUCUUUCACAUCAUUGGUUGCAUUCCGUGAUUCGAUGUCGGUGUAUUCAUCCGUCUCUCCAAUCUUGGUUCCCCCAUCUUCGGAUACAAUUAUCGAAUGGAUGCUCGCUCUUGCUCGCAAAUACACCUUUCAAAUGACUCGUACCAGCGUUUGUGGGCCGCAGAGCAUAACCUUUACGCCAGUGAACCCAACUCUAAAGAUGGCGUUCGAUAUAGAAGCUAUGGAGAGAGAAACGUGCUGGGAACUAUUUCUCCGCCGGAUAGGGUUGAAUCCGUACGCGGCACAAGUUAUCUUGAUUGUCCUCAGGGAACGCGACACACAUCCAGGAGACAAGGGUGCCUCACCAGACCAUAUGGACGAGAUGGGCGCCCUCUCCCGAUUCAUCGAGAUGUCAUCGGAGCGGCGACAAGAGCUCUUCCCGGACUUGAUAGGUGGGGGAAUUGAUGCAUUCAUCGAGAAGGACUGGCAAUGUGACUGGGCAUUGAAAUUUGAUUGA